Myodes glareolus (Bank vole) is the source of this 1242-nucleotide messenger RNA. It is a transcript of the gene Swi5, whose product is annotated as SWI5 homologous recombination repair protein. NCBI's taxonomy places the organism in Eukaryota, Metazoa, Chordata, Mammalia, Rodentia, Cricetidae. Gene Ontology annotation, biological process: double-strand break repair via homologous recombination. Gene Ontology annotation, cellular component: Swi5-Sfr1 complex; Swi5-Swi2 complex. The record is from RefSeq and is a predicted model, not a curated record.
CCCGGCAGCCACUGCGAAACUGCUUCCGGCAGCUACAGCGCUCUGAGUGGCAGAGAAGGCGGGUGCCAGACGCCACUAGGCCUCUGGGAAACGCAGCGUGGCCUACCCUCUCCAAGCCCAUUGGUUGACGAGAACGAUGAAUGGCAGGGAGGCGUGGCCACACUGCCGCGAGGCGGGAGUAACCGGUGGAGUGAACGGGGAAAGCUGCGCGCGCAGCCAUGACCCCGUUCGGCCGCCUAUCGGAAAGAGGGGCGGAACCUCGCUAGCUUGGUGCGCGCGCAGCUUGACGGGCGUCGCUUGGUGGUCUCCUUCGCUGAUUUCUGAUUACCUGAAGGCGCUGCGGCAGCCGUUUAAACCCCAACCCUGGACCCUUCUAUGCAUCAGACGACCCCGAUCCGGGUACCUCGGACCUCGGGGCUCAGGAGGAUUGAUUCAGGCCUCGGCCGAAAUUGCUAUGGACCCUUCCGAUCGCCGGCAGGUCUUCCAGCAUCGACUUCCCGAAGAUAAGUGAGCACCAGAUGCCAGCCUUUGCAACAGUGGUCCUAAUCCUUCCUAACGCCACGGCCCUACAGUUCCUCAUGUUGUGGUGACCCCAUCCAUAAAUAUUUUUUUUUGCUACUGUUACAAAUCAUGAUGUAAAUAUCUGACAUGCAUGAUGUGUAAUACAUGGCCUUUGGGGGGUCGUGAGUCACAGGUUGAGAAUCACUGCUUUAUAGGCUCAGGCCGAAAGGGCAAAGAUGAAGUGUAGCAUCAGGGAAAGAUCUUGUCCAUUGAGACUAUAAAUCCAAUCACAUUGUAGAUCUGGGCUCAGACUACAGGCCAAAGUGGCCAGCUGCUAAGGGUUGGGUUUGGUUGGGAAGAAAGUCCCAAAUAACCGCCAUCGUGGACUCCAUCCUUCACCUUGCUUCAGCCUCCAUGAGGCUGAGAUUGCUGAUCUACUCCAGCAUUAUGUCAGCAUUUCAGGCAGAGAAAGGCCAGGGUUAAGCCCGUUCUCUCCUGGAGAGAGAGUCCUCAGACGUUGCACGUGUCUUUUCUGAUGGCAUUUCCAUUCGCCAUAAACCUGUCACAUAACCCUUGUCAUAACUUGGGCCACACCUAGUUCCAAGGAAAGCUGAGAAAUAUGUGGCAUUUGAGGGCAGGGAAAUAUUAGCAAGCAGAAAGAAGGAGUGACUAUCAAGAGGUAUCUCAUAGGCUCUGAUCUGUGGGUCCAGAUUGGUCCAACUGAUGACUUUUUUUCCUGCC